GUUACUCGUUCAGUUUACUGAGCCUUCACAAUGUCCUCCCUGAAACUCAUGCUCAUCUCUCAGACUCUGCUGCAGCUGCUGCUGGAGAACAGCUGGGCGCUCUCAUGCUUACCCUGUGGUAGUAUUAAAUGCCAGGAGCUGGUGUGUCCUGGUGAGAAAGUGUUGGCACCCUGUGGCUGCUGCUACGAGUGUGCCAAACAGAAGAAAGAGAGCUGCGGAGGCCCGUUCGGCUUGGUAGGGCAGUGUGACCUGGGGCUAAAGUGUGUGACCAUACCACACGGCAUGGGCCAACCAGGAGUGUGUGAAGAAAAACAACUGACGGAUGACAACGAGUUUAUGGUGUGGCUGAAGACCAAGCUGAUGCGCAGAGGAGGAAACCCAUGACAUGAGGAGAGCUGGCACAAUGGGAAGAAGAUGAAGAGGAGUUAGAUUGUUACUGAAGCUUCUCUCCACAUGAGCGCUUGUCCUUCUAUUGGUCAAUAGUCCACUGUAGAUCUUCUGUAGGUCAGACCUUGUCUAGCAUCUAACUACAUACCCAAUGAAUGUACCUGGACUUUGAGUUGAAAUCACAGAAAUUCAGCCCAAGUCUUAAUGAACUUGCAGCAAAGAAACGAUGCGAAGUGUUUAAUUCAAGCAAAUAUUUUUCUUUCUUUCUUUUUUUAAAUUUUAUUUAUGAAAAAUGCAUUCUAAAAAAUGGCUGCUAUAGAGCAAACCACAAGUUGUCAGUCAUGGUAUGUCCACUAAAAUACUUUAUAUUUCCAAUUCACUCGUCUGCCUUCACACGCAUAUGAUCUUGAGUGACAUCCCAUUCUUAAUCCAUAUGGGUUAAUAUGAUG
Messenger RNA from Pygocentrus nattereri (red-bellied piranha), 836 nucleotides. Its product is annotated as cysteine-rich motor neuron 1 protein-like. Gene Ontology annotation, cellular component: extracellular region. Gene Ontology annotation, molecular function: insulin-like growth factor binding. The coding region runs from base 31 to 384 and encodes 117 amino acids. The transcript has 3 exons. The record is from RefSeq and is a predicted model, not a curated record. Gene Ontology annotation, biological process: regulation of signal transduction; regulation of cell growth. NCBI's taxonomy places the organism in Eukaryota, Metazoa, Chordata, Actinopteri, Characiformes, Serrasalmidae.